This is a messenger RNA of Xiphophorus hellerii (green swordtail), 1371 nucleotides long. It is a transcript of the gene tyw2, whose product is annotated as tRNA wybutosine-synthesizing protein 2. Gene Ontology annotation, molecular function: tRNA methyltransferase activity. Bases 124 to 1317 code for a protein of 397 amino acids. The record is from RefSeq and is a predicted model, not a curated record. Gene Ontology annotation, cellular component: cytoplasm. Gene Ontology annotation, biological process: wybutosine biosynthetic process; tRNA methylation. The transcript is spliced from 7 exons. NCBI's taxonomy places the organism in Eukaryota, Metazoa, Chordata, Actinopteri, Cyprinodontiformes, Poeciliidae.
UCCUUCACAACAGUCCGACUGGAAACAAAAGCUUGAUCAAUGGCAGGUACCCCAUUGGCUGCAUGUAGCCUUUUACUAAAUAAUAAGACAGUAAAUCCAAAGCAUUUAUUCAGUUGCUCCUAAAUGGAUGGCGUACCUUGUCUUCGUGUGGCUUGUUGUCAGGCACAGCAGUUCAGGAUGUAUCUCCAGUCCAGGGGGAUGUUGGACCAGAGUUUUAGCUUGGUUAAACAACCAGACGGGACCGUUCUCCUUCCUGUUUCACCAUCCUGCGUCUCACAGCUGGAUCUGCAGUCUCUCAGAAACACCUUGACUCCAGUUGUUUGUGACUUCACCUGGAGUCAGUCUCCACAGUCAAAAAAGGAGAAGGGAAAUAAACUGGAGAGAACCAUCCAGGAGUUGUUAGAGUAUCGGGGUGAAAGAUGGAUGGAGGAGAUGAGGAGCGAUCUUCCUCGGAGCUUCCAGAGGCAUGGAGACCUCGUUCUGCUGGGUGACAGCUGCUUUACUCUGCCGAUAUGGGAUAAAAUAGGCAAUCAGUUAUGGAGUGCAGUCACCAAAGAGCUGAGGGUGAAGCGGCUUGCAAAGAUGAGUCGGAUAUCCAGGGAUGAUAGAUUCAGGUCUCCUGUGGUAACGAUGCUGCUGGGCGACAACAGCUGGGUCAAACAUGUGGACAAUGGCAUCAGUUAUGAGUUUGAUGUCACCAGAUGCAUGUUCUCAGCCGGGAACAUCACAGAGAAACUCCGUGUGGCCGGAUUUGACUGCAGUGGAGAGACUGUGGUCGACUUAUAUGCAGGUAUUGGAUACUUCACUCUGCCAUAUUUGGUCCAUGCGAAGGCCAGCCAUGUUCACGCCUGUGAGUGGAACCCUGACGCCGUUGCUGCUUUACAGAAAAACCUGGAAGUAAACGGGGUGUCAGAGCGCUGCACCAUCCAUCAAGGAGACAGCCGUCAAGUACAGCUGUGUAAUAUCGCCGACCGGGUGAACCUGGGUCUCAUCCCGAGCUCUGAGGAGGGCUGGCCCGUUGCGUGUCGGCUGCUGAAGAAGACGACCGGCGGCGUUUUGCACAUUCAUCAGAACGUCACCUCUCCUUUACCGAACGCUGCUGCUGGCGACGCCGCUCCUCAAAAUGUUUCUGCAAAGAACGCUGACAGAGAGGUGUGGCGGGCCUGGGCCAGUGACACCGCAAACCGAAUAACUUCUCUGUUCAUGGACCUCACUGGUGCAUCAUGGGAAAUAAAUAUCCAGCACAUAGAACAUGUGAAGUCUUAUGCGCCUCAUGUGCACCAUGUUGUGCUGGACUUGGGCUGCAGACCGUCCUGAAUUAGCACCGAAAAACCGCUGCUUUUAUUCCCAGGAGUAAAUAACAGAAGGCUG